Chionomys nivalis (European snow vole) is the source of this 408-nucleotide messenger RNA. RefSeq names its product cystatin-14. Gene Ontology annotation, molecular function: cysteine-type endopeptidase inhibitor activity. The transcript has 3 exons. NCBI's taxonomy places the organism in Eukaryota, Metazoa, Chordata, Mammalia, Rodentia, Cricetidae. The record is from RefSeq and is a predicted model, not a curated record. The coding region runs from base 1 to 408 and encodes 135 amino acids.
AUGCAGAGGACAGCGAUGGUGUGGAAGGUGCCCCUGUUUGUAGGACUGAUUGUGCUAGGCACUCAUUUAUGGACCAAUGACAAAGAAUUCGUAGACAUUACUAAGGAUCUAGACUAUUUUGUGGCGUCAGUGGAGUUUGCCGUGGCUCAGUUCAAUGACAACAACCCAGAAGAGAACACAUACAGGUUGCUGGAAGUUGGGAGAGCCCAGAAAAAGACAUGGACAAUGAUUUUCUUAAUGGUUUUGGAGAUGGGUCGCACAAUUUGCAAGAAACACGAUAAAAACACGGACAAUUGCCCAUUGCUACAAGGCUCAGGAGAAAAAAAGGUGCACUGUGUUUUCCAAGUAGAUGCCCGACCUUGGUUUUCCCAAUUCUCCAUCCUGAAUAGCACCUGUGUGCCAGCAUAA